AUGACACUCUGGGUGACAUCGCUGACCGGGCGAGCCAACCGCGGAUCGGCACGCGAUGAUAUCAUAUACAUUAAUGACCCCUAUUUGAAAGCGUUGCUGGACUCUUCGCAAGGUGAACUUUCUCUGUGUCCGGUACCGAACGUAUCAGAGAGGUUUCCCACUUUUAUUUCAUAUCAUGCCGUUGAGAAAGAAACGCUGACAGUGACUCGUUGGUGUAUUGAGAAAAAAGUCAUAAAUGUGGUGCCACUUGAACGAAUUAUUUUCUCCCCUUCAGCUGCUGCUCCUGUGCUUGUCGGCGAACACCCUUCGAAACUCUUAUUGCUUCCCGCCUCAAGAACAUUAUCACCAAGAACCCCCCUCUCGUAUCUGCUUGCCCCUCCAUAUAGUCUCUCCCACCUCGACUCCUUCCUCGUUUCUUCUUCUCUCUCUUGUGAAGCUAUCUGUUAUCGCAGCGCCGCCCUACCCCUCCAUUUCCGACCUCUUCAACAUAAAAGAGCUCCUUCGAUACCCAUAUUCCGCAUAACAUACCUCGAAUCAGCAAAUCGCAUAUUCGAUUCGAAAUUUACAAAUCACAAAUCCAAAAGACGCUGCGCUGCUACUUUUAGGACGCGAUCACCUUACGAUAAGCUCAUAAGCAUAUCUCUCCUCGCCAUAGCUUCCGGUUCCUUGCACAUAAUUGGCAUUGUCUUUACGGUUGCGCGCCGACAACUCCAAUACACGACUGGGUGUUACUCUGCGCACAUCUCGAAUUUUUCGACCCAGCACAGAGAUCAAUACCCAAAUACCCUUGGGUGA
Talaromyces marneffei is the source of this 795-nucleotide messenger RNA. RefSeq lists its product as uncharacterized. Bases 1 to 795 code for a protein of 264 amino acids. Lineage: Eukaryota; Fungi; Ascomycota; Eurotiomycetes; Eurotiales; Trichocomaceae. The record is from RefSeq and is a predicted model, not a curated record. The transcript has 5 exons.